Peronospora matthiolae is the source of this 882-nucleotide messenger RNA. The record is from the annotation of a GenBank genome assembly. Lineage: Eukaryota; Oomycota; Peronosporomycetes; Peronosporales; Peronosporaceae.
AUGCGCGGUGAGAUCGACUGCAAGGCACCGGGCCUUCAGCUUCUGAGACACAAAGCGUUGGAGAAGCUGCAGUCAUGGCCUAGUCACGAGUUUCUGCAUAUGAAGCGAGAGUGGAAUCAGAGCGCAGAUCGACUAGCCAGCACAGCAUUGCAGAGCGAAAAGGGAAGAACGGUUGUAGCUGAAGAGGAUCGGCAAGAUCUGAUGACUCUGAACCGUCUCGAUGAAUUGUUGAAGCCCAAGCAAGAUGGUCAGCUAGCUCGGGUAACUGCGAUCGCGAGAUCAGCCAGGAGGAUACGUCAUGAACCUGAAGUGAUACAGGAGGAGAUAGUACAGAGGAUCAGGAUUCAACGAAUUGUCCAAGCUCAAGAUGAAGAGCGUUGGAUUGUCAAUCUCAAGACAUAUCUAAGUGGCGAUGUAUCAAACUUGGAUGCGGUAGAAGUGAAGACGUGCGCCAAACUGGCGCCGGAUUACGAGAUCGAUGAGAACAAUCUGCUAUUUUUUUGCCCCAUGGCGAAAAGAGAGUCGGAAGAUCGCGAUGGUUUGAUGCGGUUGGUGAUCCCUGAGACGUUGCAGCAGGAUUUUUUGCAUCACUAUCACACGAGUCUGGAAGGAGGCCAUCAGGGUAUUGGCCGAACCUAUCAGAGGAUCAGAUCGCGAUUUCAUUGGAGAGGACUGUAUCGGAGCGUUCAACGAUAUGUGGGCGAAUGUACCGACUGUGAGACCGGGAAAGGAAACCCGAUGAUUAAUGGGAAAUCCCCGGGCAAUCUACACGCAACCUAUCCAUUCCAGAUCAUCGCCAUGGAUCAUAUACCGUCGUUGCCCAAGUCCAUCAAGGGGAACACCGAACUGCUCAUUGGGUCGACCUUUUCUCGGGAUAUGUGA